This is a messenger RNA of Exophiala viscosa, 249 nucleotides long. RefSeq lists its product as uncharacterized. The record is from RefSeq and is a predicted model, not a curated record. The coding region runs from base 1 to 249 and encodes 82 amino acids. NCBI's taxonomy places the organism in Eukaryota, Fungi, Ascomycota, Eurotiomycetes, Chaetothyriales, Herpotrichiellaceae. The transcript has 2 exons.
AUGGGCGGCGGUGGUAAAGUCCCCUACCCGAAACACGUCUGGUCACCGGCUGGUGGUUGGUAUGCGCAACCUCACAACUGGAAGUCGAACACGAUCAUAUUUGGGGCGGUCAUCGCAGCAUGCGCAGGUAUUGCUUGGAGAGUCUCGGCGGAAAGAGAGCACAGAUACAAGAUGCCGGAGCGGAAUGCCUUCUUCCCCAGCCGAUAUUGGAGCAGACAGAUAAUCGAGCAUGAGAAGGCCCAGAAAUAG